This is a messenger RNA of Lottia gigantea (owl limpet), 721 nucleotides long. RefSeq lists its product as hypothetical. The record is from RefSeq and is a predicted model, not a curated record. The coding region runs from base 1 to 603 and encodes 200 amino acids. The transcript is spliced from 5 exons. NCBI's taxonomy places the organism in Eukaryota, Metazoa, Mollusca, Gastropoda, Lottiidae.
AUGAUUGUCAAAGUACUAAUAAUAUUAUUGGUUGUGACGGGAUACCAAUGUUUCAAUGUGUGUGAAAGUAAAUUCACCAUGCAUGAUGCUAUACAACAAUGUUUUGAUGAUGAGUUUAUAGAUGUAAUUGUACCGUUGCAAGUUGAUUUUAAUACAUCAUACGUCGACUUGGUAGAGAAUAGUCCAGUGGGUUUAUAUCCACAGUGCAACAAUACAGAUGCCUACCAGAGAGCCCAGCUAUGUGCUGAUUCAGUUAGUAGACGGUGUGUUAAUGAUACAGAUCUUCUACCCAUUAAAACAGAAUUGGCUAAAUUAUUGCCCUUUCUCUGUAGCCACAUAUCUGAUUUAGAUCAACAUUGUCUCCAACGGCAAUAUGGGAGCAUGGAAACAUGUAUGAAAACAGAAGUUAAAAGAACCAUUGACAGCGACACAGACAGCUUCGACGACGCUUUAAAGAUAAUUUGCAUGUCAUACUCGGUGUCUACCCACUGUGCGGAUGUAAAUCUUCGUACAUGUGGAAUACGAACCCGAUUAACCUACAAGAAAUUAGUUAGGUUCAGCUUACCCAAGGGAUGUUAUUUUAAUCCUCCCGUCAUUGGUUAAUGUAUAUUUUAAAAAGUUUUGGUUCUGAUUUGGCUUUUAUAUUUUUAUAUUUUAAAAAAGUAAAUAAUGCCACCGCUUUGAUUAUUUGUGUCUAAUAUAUUAAACAUUUUUGAAUACA